AUAAUCAGUGCAUGCUCUUUUAUACUGCUUUACUGUAUAUUCUGACAGCUGUACUUCAUGAUACAGAUUGUUUCAGAUAAUAACUACCUCUUUCUCAUGGCCAAAACCAAUAACUGAUAAUAGUUUCAGAUUUUUUGUAUUUUAAAAAAAGCCCUGAGCAGUUUGGCUUUGUAUUAUCAGUUCUAGUUAUCGGCCGAUAAUCGAUAAUGUGUUGUUUCCAUUACUGGGCCGAUAAUUUGUUGGUCCAAUACAUGUUAUGCAUCCCAACUUUAGAUUUUACCUAAUGUGUUAAUGCAUCAGUCUUUUAGUCCCAUCAUUUAAUAACGUCACACUCUGAAAUGAAGCUGUUCUGUGUGUACAUAUGUACAGUUUUGAGUAUUUAUACGCAGUGUAAUUACCUGCGAUACAAAACAAACUUUAAAACUGCACUGUGCAACUUUAACACACGAAGGUCUGUUAUGUUGAAGCCCUUCUGCAAUGAGUUCAAACAAUCUCUGUAUUUCACAGUAUGCUGGAGUUUGUGGCAGCUUUUCUGCACUGGUGCACCACGAGCGAUGUGUUUUACAUCAGCCAGCACAGACUGGUUUGCCAGAGCCAAUGAUGUCAUCAGCACAUCAACAGUGUUUGUGUGAUGUGUAAUUACUGUCGCUGUCAGGAUAAAGUUUAAAGAGACUUGUCACAGCAUCGGUCGUUUAAACAAGGGGUAGGAUGACGGAAGCAAAGGAGGAAGUCGGGUGAUGUUACAUAGCAACAAAGUGUGCAGAGUGGAUGGACAGGACUUUAACAUGAGACCAUUAACCACAAUUUCAAACAUUGACAUAUAGUGUUUUCUUUCUUUCUUUCUUUCUUUCUUUCUUUCUUUCUUUUUCCUCUAUAAAAGCAUUUCCAUGAUACAGUGCAGGUCUCCAAACACUCACAAAGUUCUUAUUUCAACCCAAACCACAACUUCCCUCAAACCUGACCAAGUCCAAACACACCUUAACAGCCACUUCAUAAAAAUGAUUAAUUUUUCAGCAGUGAUUUGAAACAGCUUUGGAAGGCACCAGUGAACCAUGUGGUCCUGCUGAUAGAGCCACCAGAUGAAGAAACUCCUACAACAUUACCCACAAUGCAACCCGUAGCCUCUUUAUUUUACACCUUCGCUGCGUGGUACGUGGCCAACACGUCCCCUUUGGCUUUAUCUCAUGUUUCUUCCUAUUAUAACCACGUAAUAUGGACGACAUGAGGCUGCUUUUACACGUUGAUUUGGCUUGGAAUUGUAAGCAAUGCUCUGCCAUCCGCUCAACAGAAAACUUAACGAUAAAACUCCCCUUCAGUUGAAUUAAUCAUGACAGGUUAGGCUACUGAAGCUGCACAGGAUCACCACAAAUAUCCACACGAGUCAAACUGUACAAGAAUUAACAGAAAAUAUUUAACCAUAUUUCUAAACAUUGCAAUAAAAUAAACUUCUUCCUCUUCGUACUUGAGAAAAUUGUCUGAAGGUGUCAACGUCUGUAUCCUUCUCCACAUUUCUGCACAAAGGUAGAAAAUCAAGGCUACAUCAGCCGCUGCUAGUGUAAAGCACCAGAACCUGCGACCAAACUGCUGAUGGUUGAGUUGCAUUGUGGGUAAUGUACGCACCAGGUUUUGACAAGGAAAAGAUAAAAAAAAACCUGCUGCUGUGCUGUAAACUAUUUGGGUCUUUGGGUUUUCAUCGUGAGUAUAUUUCUGCAGCAAAUACUUAUUUUCAUUGUCAAAUAAUCUGCCAGUUAUUUCCAUAAGUAAUUGUUUUGUCAGAAAAUAGUGAAAAUUCUUGUAUUUAUUCAGAACUCAGAGGUGAUAUCUGUGAUUUGCUUCUUGUCCAACCAAUGAUCCAAAACCCCAAAACUCAUUAAAAAAAAAAAAAAAAAAAACCCUUCAAAGAUGAGGAGAAAAUCCUUACAUCUAAACGUUCAGCAAAUGUUUGACGUCUUUGCUCAAAGUGAUUACUGGGAAGGUUUUUAAGUGAAAGUCUUUCAGCUUGUGAAUUAUCACGUCCAAGUGCACUUUGUACGGACCUGCUCUUUGCCUGAGCUCUCCAACUGUACUCGCUCUGCACUUCAAGUAUAAAAUAUUGAACGUUUCACUCCACUUGAUUUCUCUGACAGCUCCAGCUCAAAUAGCUUCCACCUUAAAAUACUUCUGACAUGCUAUAUGCAAUUAUGGUGCAUUCAAGUGCCUGUUGCACAUAAUAGCCAGCUUAUACUAUAUAGAUUUUCCCUUUGGUACCACUUCUUCUCCUCCAGUGAAGGACCUGGACCUCCUCCUCCUCCUCCUCCUCCUCCUCCUCUGGUCAUCAGGCUCUUUCCACCACUCGUUUGUUUGAGACGGAAGCAAUUAAGUGAGAAUUCGCGUCCAUCAGUGACGUUGACGCACAAUCUCUGAGCAAACAGUGAGGAGCGCUUAUAAUUACAGGCUGCGGAUGAUAAUUUGCCUUCACCACUUUCUCAUCCCGCCGCUGCUACUUUUAAAAACGGGGCGCAUGACGCACAGCUGGAUCAGGAGGAGCAUUUAACUUUCGUUCACCGGCAGAGAAACUUCAGCGCGCCUGCAGCUGCUGCCUCCUCUUGUCUUCUUCUCCGACCACAGCGAUAAGAAAAAAAAAAACAAAGAACAAAAAAACAUGGUGGAGAUUUGUCAAGCUUAAAUCGAGCUGAUUAACUGCGAGGAGUGUUUUCUUUCUUUUCUUUUCUUUUCUUUUUUAAAUUUUAAAUCUGACCUUCUCCCUCUGGUAACAUGGGCGGAGUGUGCCUGUGCGCUUCGUGGACUUGGAGACCAGUGUGGCCAGUGUUCAUCAUGCUGGCGACGGUCCCCUGCAUGCUGGUCUGCUCGGAGAGUCCUGCAGCAGCGGUGGGAAAGAUGUACCCCCGAGGAAACCACUGGGCAGUAGGUCAUUUGAUGGGUAAGAAGAGCAUCGAGAGCCUGCAGGAGACAGGAAACAGUGACUACCUCACGCCCUUGGCAUCAGCUGGGCUCUCAGUCAUGGAGCGGCACGACGGUCUGAAGGAGGCUCUGAUGCAGCCAAAGAACCAGAAACAGAAGAUGCCACAAACGGUGGACAGGCUGCUUCGACUGCGCAGCAACUGGAGAGAAGAAGACAGAGACAAAUAUCUCAGAGAGAUGUCUGAGCUGCUUCUUCUGGCUUUGAAACUGCAAGACAAAGACUCCACCUGAGCUCCACAUCGACGCAACAUCACUCACACUGUAUAUUAUUUUUCUGCUGUAAGAAUACCCUGGAAACCCAAGAGAAGUUUAUUUUAUCAGUAAAUUCAAGUUUCUAAUUUGCGUGACAUAGUUAUGAGCUGAGAAUCCUGAAUAAAUUUAACGUUGUGAUAACUGCAUUGUUUUUUUUGUCUAAUUGUGUUUUGCACAGCCGCGGAUGAGCUUUUGUAUUAUAUUCGCUGUUUUUGUUUGAAAAUAUGCAAUACAAAUAAAAAUUUCACUU
This is a messenger RNA of Acanthopagrus latus (yellowfin seabream), 3463 nucleotides long. Its product is annotated as gastrin-releasing peptide. NCBI's taxonomy places the organism in Eukaryota, Metazoa, Chordata, Actinopteri, Spariformes, Sparidae. The transcript has 3 exons. Gene Ontology annotation, biological process: neuropeptide signaling pathway. The coding region runs from base 2755 to 3192 and encodes 145 amino acids. Gene Ontology annotation, molecular function: neuropeptide hormone activity. The record is from RefSeq and is a predicted model, not a curated record.